Alexandromys fortis (reed vole) is the source of this 3339-nucleotide messenger RNA. It is a transcript of the gene Adra1d, whose product is annotated as adrenoceptor alpha 1D. The record is from RefSeq and is a predicted model, not a curated record. Gene Ontology annotation, cellular component: plasma membrane. Gene Ontology annotation, molecular function: alpha1-adrenergic receptor activity. NCBI's taxonomy places the organism in Eukaryota, Metazoa, Chordata, Mammalia, Rodentia, Cricetidae. The transcript has 2 exons. Gene Ontology annotation, biological process: adenylate cyclase-activating adrenergic receptor signaling pathway; cell-cell signaling; phospholipase C-activating G protein-coupled receptor signaling pathway. The coding region runs from base 614 to 2299 and encodes 561 amino acids.
AGUGACCGCAAGUCUAGAGAGAGGAAGGGAAACAGCGAGAAGCAGCUGGAGCAAAGAGGAAGGAGGUCCGGGAGAGCCGAGGAAAGGAGGACAAGGGGACAGUUAGGGCAAAGGGCGGUAGUGGGCACCGGCGGGGACCCCAGGAGCCACUGGCCGCGCAGAGCCCCUUCUCCAGCCUGCAACCUUCGCGCGCACGGGCCGCCCCCUCCUCCCUCCCGGCCGCCCCUCCUCCGUCCCGCCCCCGCGCAGAGUCCCAAGCGCUGCAGAGGCCGCUGCCUGCACUGCCGCUCCCGGAGCUGCUGCUCGCCUGGACACGCUUGGAGAAGGACUCAGGUCGACCGCCCCAGCCCUUCCCUCCCUGUGACUCCUCAGCCACCACUAGACCGGUUCACUCGCUCCACCGUUCCCGCUGGGACCUUCACGGCCCCGUGACCUCCCCUCCGCUCCCCUGAACCAUCGCUCCCCUGCGGCCCCCUCCGCUGCGGAAACUUGGGCAGGACCGACGGGACCCGCGCGCGGGCUGGCUCCGGCACUGCGGCGAUGCCCGCGGGCCCUUUCCCCGCCACUUGCUCGCUCAGUGCAGGGGCUCGGGCCCCGACGGCUGCGCCGUGAGAUGACUUUCCGAGACCUCCUGAGCGUCACUUUCGAAGGACCCCGCUCGAACAGUAGCACUGGGGGCUCCGGCGCGGGCGGUGGAGCUGGCACGGCUGGACCCGAGGGCCCAGCGGUGGGCGGCGUGCCAGGGACCACUGGCGGCGGCGCUGUGGUGGGAACCGGCAGCGGCGAGGACAACCAAAGCUCCACGGGAGAACCGGGGGCUGCGGCCAGCGGUGAGGUGAAUGGCUCAGCGGCCGUCGGGGGACUGGUGGUGAGUGCACAGGGCGUGGGGGUGGGAGUCUUCCUAGCAGCCUUCAUCCUCACCGCUGUGGCGGGCAACCUGCUCGUCAUCCUCUCGGUGGCCUGCAACCGCCACCUGCAGACGGUCACCAAUUAUUUCAUCGUGAACCUAGCGGUGGCUGACCUACUGUUGAGUGCAGCUGUGCUGCCCUUCUCCGCCACUAUGGAGGUUCUCGGCUUCUGGGCCUUCGGCCGGACCUUCUGCGACGUUUGGGCCGCGGUGGACGUGCUGUGCUGCACCGCCUCCAUCCUUAGCCUCUGCACCAUCUCUGUGGACCGGUACGUGGGCGUACGCCACUCGCUCAAGUACCCAGCCAUUAUGACAGAGCGCAAGGCCGCUGCCAUCCUGGCUCUGCUCUGGGCGGUGGCCCUGGUGGUGUCUGUGGGACCACUGCUGGGCUGGAAGGAGCCAGUGCCCCCAGAUGAGCGUUUCUGCGGCAUCACCGAGGAAGUGGGCUAUGCUGUCUUCUCAUCCGUGUGCUCCUUCUACCUGCCCAUGGCGGUGAUCGUGGUCAUGUACUGCCGCGUGUACGUGGUCGCGCGCAGCACCACGCGCAGCCUCGAAGCAGGCAUCAAGCGGGAGCCUGGCAAGGCCUCCGAGGUGGUACUGAGGAUCCACUGUCGCGGUGCAACAGCUAGCACCAAAGGAGCCCAAGGGACGCAGAGUAGCAAGGGCCACACCUUGCGCAGCUCGCUCUCUGUAAGGUUGCUCAAGUUUUCCCGCGAGAAGAAGGCUGCCAAGACGCUGGCCAUCGUCGUGGGUGUCUUCGUCCUGUGCUGGUUCCCCUUCUUCUUCGUCCUGCCACUGGGUUCUCUGUUCCCGCAGCUGAAACCAUCAGAGGGCGUCUUCAAGGUCAUCUUCUGGCUGGGCUACUUCAACAGCUGUGUGAACCCGCUCAUCUACCCCUGCUCUAGUCGCGAGUUCAAGCGCGCCUUCCUCCGCCUCUUGCGCUGCCAGUGUCGCCGCCGCCGCCGCCUCUGGCGCGUCUACGGCCACCACUGGCGAGCCUCGACAGGCGAACAGCGUCCCGACUAUGUCCCCAGCCCGCGAGUCGCGCCCCCGGGAGCUCCCCUGGCCCUCACUGCACACUCAGGCCCUGGCUCCACAGACACGUCCGAGGCUCAGGCUCAGGUCUCCGGGCGUCGAAAGCCAGCCUCCGCCCUCCGGGAAUGGAAGCUUCUCGGGCCGCUGCAGAGACCCACGACCCAGCUGCGCGCGAAGGUGUCCAGCCUGUCCCACAAGAUCCGCUCUGGAGGCACACGUCGCGCGGAGGUUCCGUGCGCCCUGCGCUCGGAGGUGGAGGCAGUGUCUCUAAGCGUUCCCCAAGAUGGGGCAGAGGCUGUCAUCUGCCCUGCCUAUGAGCCAGUCAACUACAGCAAUCUCCGGGAAACUGACAUUUGAGGAUCGAGACCCAGGCUGGGAGAAGUGCUGGAGCCGGGAGUGAGGCGCGUUGAGGGAUGCUGCCUUUGGAUCCAGGACCUGGGACCGGAUCACUUCGUAGGUGGUGGGUUAUGGCGCCCCCUGCUGGACAUAGGUGCCCAGAUCGCUACUGGAAGUGAGACUGCGGGAUUCACUCUUCUCAUCCAGAUUGAAAAACUGCUUAGUCAGCUGCUCCUGAAGUCUAGGCAGAAGACUUUAGGUGGCCACUCGCCUUGGGGAGGAAGAGGUACAGAUUCGUACUCUGCUGCUCCCAGGAAGAAGAUCAGUGGCCACCCGGCGGAAGUCAGUGGACCUACCGUAGGACCUGCCAUACUGCGAGCUUUGGUGGCAUAUUGGAUGCCUGCCGUACAAAUCUGUUGUUUGUCCCCCUAGGCCCAGGGCCUCCUCCCCAUGUUCCUAACCUGUAUGCACCCUUCACCUGGCUGAGCCCUCACCAUUUCCCCCAGGGGCCUUACUGUUUACACUCUGUACAUAGUUCAUUGUGCCCGUCUGUGCCGAUCACUUCUCACUGGGAUUCCAGGCUGCCGACAGGGGAGAGCCAGCCUUAUUUAUCAUUUUGAAACCUAUUUAUUGGUAAGAGUACUUAUAUUUUGUUCAGACUGUGCAAACUGUCCAUCUUUGGCCUGUGAUUCAUAUAGAGCCUCCCUCUUCUGAAACUCUUAGACAACCACAGGAUAGUCUACGCUCACCUUGCUCGUUUUAUCAUAGCUGCCUCUCGGAUAGUUGCUGCCCUUUGGGGUUUGGGGGAAGGGUAGAGGUCAGAAACAUAUUUUGGGAGUUGGUUCUCUCCUUCAUCCUCGGGGGUCACUAUCCUUUGGUCAUUGUCCUUUGGAUCUUUUAGCAAGGCUAAAGGACUUUGGAGCUUUGUUGGCUUUUAAAAGUCACAGAAGCACAAACUUUCUUCUUGUCAGCCUCCCUAAAUAUAUCUGUGAUGCUCCAAGGGCCUCGGGAAACAUACUGGCUACCAGUGUAACUGGUAAGAGAAUGCAUAAAAUGAUGUA